GAUCUUUAUCAACUAUUUGGGCUAUUUUUGCUCAGUUUGGUAUUGCUGAGGGUACACCACAAGGAGAUUAUAAAAAAGAAGUUUUUGAAGAAUUUCAAAAAAUGCAAGGAUUUCCUUUAAUUAUUGGAGCAAUUGAUAGUUUAUAUAUACCUUUUUUUGAAGCAUCUAGCAGAAUUAAUAAAGAUGUAUACUUUUCUAGAAAACACCAAUAUGGAAUUUAUCUUCAAAGAAUAGUAGAUUAUAAAGUUCUUUUUAUUAAUUAUGAUAUUGGAUGGCCUGCUUCUGUACAUGAUGCAAAAACCACAACAACAACACAAAUAAAUUAUAAUAUUAAGCAUAGUAAAACUAGAGUUGUAGUUGAACAGGUAUUUGGUCAUUUAAAAGCAAGAUUUAUAUUUUUAAAAGCAAUAAAAAUUAGUGAUCCACCAAACGGAGUAAAAAUUAUUGAAGCAGCAUUAAUUCUUCAUAAUUUUAUAGGAAAAAAUAGAGAUAUAUGGAGAGAAACAGAAUAUAAUGAUGAUGCAAUUGAAAUUCAACCUGAAGAAGAUUCUGAAUUAGUUGAUUAA
This is a messenger RNA of Dentiscutata heterogama, 566 nucleotides long. Lineage: Eukaryota; Fungi; Glomeromycota; Glomeromycetes; Diversisporales; Gigasporaceae. The record is from the annotation of a GenBank genome assembly.